This is a messenger RNA of Electrophorus electricus (electric eel), 2035 nucleotides long. It is a transcript of the gene sypl1, whose product is annotated as synaptophysin-like 1. The record is from RefSeq and is a predicted model, not a curated record. Lineage: Eukaryota; Metazoa; Chordata; Actinopteri; Gymnotiformes; Gymnotidae. Gene Ontology annotation, cellular component: synaptic vesicle membrane; synaptic vesicle.
CGCAAUAACGCGCGCUGGCCGUAGGAGGGGCAGCAUCAAUACCGGGAGGAGAACCACGUCACCGACAAGGCUGAGCUGUAGCUUCACAGACAUCUUCUCGCCUUCAGACUGUUAAAGAUGCAGACGGGCUUUCGGCUGAACUGGACCCCUAUCAAAGAACCCCUGGGCUUCAUCAAAGUGGUGCAGUGGCUCACGGCCGUAUUCGCCUUUGCGAGUUGCGGUGGGUAUGCAGGCCAGAACGUGAUCUCCCUGUCAUGUGACCGCAGCAUCAACGCAACACUUUCUGCAGCCUUUAGUUACCCGUUCAGGUUAAACCAAGUGUUGCUGGUUGAAGGGAACAUCACCCUGUGUAACCACACGCUGACUGAGACGCGUCUUUUGGGCGACUUCUCGUCCUCGGCGGAGUUCUUUGUGGCGGUGGCUGUUCUCGCGUUCCUGUACUGCACAGCUGCACUGCUCGUCUACCUCGGAUACAUGCACGUGUACCAGGACUCUGACUUCGGACCCAUGUGUGAUUUUGUGGUGACAGCGAUGUUUGCCUUCCUCUGGCUCGUGUGCUCAUCAGCAUGGGCGCGGGGCCUGCAAAUGAUUAAGUUUGCCACAGGCACGGAGGGGAUCCGCGCCACCCUGGAGCCCUGUAGGAGCAGCAGCCUCAGAUGUGAGGUCACAGAGUUUGCCAGCAUGUGCACGCUGGAUAUUUCAGUGGUGUUUGGCUACCUGAACCUUAUUGUGUGGGCGUGUAAUGCCUGGUUUGUUUACAAAGAAACGCGUUGGCACUCACGGAAACUCAGCUCCCACCAAGGGGUGGGCCGAGGGCGUGGUCCUGGCCCAAGCACGGCCCCUAUCUAGAUGCAUCUCCUAGGUGACCAUAAAGCACACACAUGCACAACAUCCUGUGGUCUUCAGAUUAGCAUGUGUCUGUCAUCUUCCAUCUCUCUCCAUUUCCACACAUGCACAGUGAGUCCAGCCUUCCUCCUCUUCCUCCUCCUCCUCCUCCUCCUCAUGUGCGUAGCCCCAGCGCUGAUUGUAUUCCCGUUUGCCGCAAUUACGCACUUGUUUGUGAACAGUUUGUAAAAUUUCUUUUUGCGAUAUAUGAUUUUGCCCUCUUUGCAAUUUUCUACAGGUGACAUAUUUUUGUGUUUUAUUUCAUUUAUGGCUGUUUAAGUGAAUUGUCUCAGCUGCCUGUGUGUGCUCACCUGUGUGGAUGUUUGUAACUUUUAUUAAAGUUUUCAGGCUUUAUCUUUAAUAUUUACUCCAGAAACUUACUCGCAGUUUUAAAAUUUACAAUUUAAAAUUUUGUAGCAGAUUGAUAUUGUUCUUUUUCUUUUUUAAUUAAAUUUAGCUUUUUUCUGAUUUCAUUUGAUAUCUUGAUAUUAAACCCUAUACAGAUCAAGGCCUUGUGUAAACUGGGGUUACACAACACGGACAAAACGAUACACUGAGUUUACAUCACUGCAUAUUGUGACUGAGAUAUGUCUUCCAACAUAUCACCAGCACAUUAGUGAACUGAGAGAGUUAAAAUUGAUUAAUUAUUUUAAUAUCGAAUAUUUACAUCUGUUGCAUCACAUGAAUGCCCUCAUUCUUUGAAACAAUCGGGCACUUUUUUGGGACGUCUCAGAUUGGCCACAAUAAAUGAUGAAGCAGCUGUGAUUGGACAGUGCUGGAGCUCAUUUACAUAUUAACAUUUACAUAUUUCUGCAUGCCGCUAUAUAAGUAUUGCAACAGUCAGGUGAGAAUGAUUUAUAGAUGAUAUGUGGGCCGCUAGUACAGAACUAUUAGGCAGCCGUUUGGUAUGUGUGAUGAUUUAUAGUAUUGUGUGUUUGGGCCAGUGAUAUUUUCCUGUCAGAUUUUGUUUGUUUCAUCAUUGUCAUACUCCUGAUAGAUUUUGAAGGUUGUUUUUUUUUUUUUUUUUUUAGUUAUCACCUUAUGUAAUUCUUGAUUUUGUAAUUUCUUUACACCAUUGUCAUCAUAUCAAACAUUUUGUUGCACUGCAAGUGGUUUUGUCUGUUUUAAAAUAAAAUUGGAUUGAAAAACA